Molecule: messenger RNA, 1734 nt
Organism: Helianthus annuus (common sunflower)
Lineage: Eukaryota; Viridiplantae; Streptophyta; Magnoliopsida; Asterales; Asteraceae
Exons: 5
Coding region: 814-1203 (129 amino acids)
Source: RefSeq, a predicted model, not a curated record
CCUUUUGCUGCCAUGAUCUCCACACUCUUGCCCAUGAUCUCCACAAUUUUAGCAUCCUAUAAACCUGGGUAGUGGGGUUUUCGGUUGAACAUUCCUCCUAUAUAUAAUAUUAAUAUAUUGUUCGACACUCAAAAAUGCCAAUAUAUUGUUAGCGGUUAUUAGCAGUUUUCUUAUCUGGUGGUUACCUCCACCUUUUCCUACCCAUUAUCUCCACAAAUUAAGCGUCCUACAAACCUGGGUAGUGGUCAGUUGAGCAGUAUUCUUAUAUAAUGCAGUCCUACAUCCAAAAUAAUUGCACCUAACCACCAGCAAUUGAAGCAGAGUUGAAGAAGCAUUCAAUCUAUGGAGUCGCAUCCUAGCCAAAGAAAACAUACAAUUCUCAUUGUAAAGCCAAACACUUUCUUCCUUAUCGAGUUGUUCUUGUUAACAUAUAAUGGGGAGCAUUAACCAUUGGUGAUUCUUCUUCAUCUCAUCUCAUCUCUGCAUCUGUGUAUUCAAAAGGUAAAUUAUUUUAUACUACAAAUCAGUUUUGCAUUUUACACUGAUUAUUGUCUAGAAAAAAACUAUAAUUUUGUACCAGGAAAUAAGAAUAAUGCUUUGAACGCUGAUUAUUGGUAAAACAUGUAUUUUGAGGAUAACCUGAUUAAAAGGCCUUAUUACUGGAUUCAAUUUAAUAUGUGCAUUCCACAUGCUCGAUGAAAUGUCUGUGAGAGAAUUUGAGUUGUACAAGGACUAAUUUUUUCGAUUGAAGACGAUACACGCGUCUGUCUCCUCCUCAAUGUCAGUCCAGUGUUUGCCCAAUUGACCUCUUGAAUGAUAUCAAAAGUUCCCUGCAAAAGCAAGUUAGACCAUAACCAUGUUGCUGCUAAAAGAGAAUUAAUCAUCAAAAACAGUGAGGAAGAGCAAGAUCUAGAGCCAACUUAUCAAGAAAUUAGCGACAUUAAGGAGACCAUCCACUUUAACACGCUCAACCAUGUGCGCUUUGAUUUCGUUGGUUACCAUCAUCGUUUCGAUACUUUCUUCAUCAUAACUGUUAGGGACCUAUGGACUUCGUUUACUUCUGUUGAACCAAGAAGAGAAGUAGAACAAGAAUGGUUUUUGGAGCUGUGUUUGGUGAUUGAAUUUCAGUUAGGGGCCGAAUUGGUUUGGAAGCUCCAAAGGGUUCAGCUACAGGUUAACAAGCUCCAAAGGGUUCAGCUAUAGGUUAACAAGCUCCAAAGGGUUCAGCUACAGGUUUAUUGCUGGCACAGUUGGUUUGCACGUGGGUGACUGAUCCAUUUGACAUGUAUUCGACACUCGGGGUUUUACUUUCUUUUAAUAUUCUCUUUGUUAUGUCUUUGUUUUGGUUUUUUUCCUUACUCAGACACAUGAAAAUAGUGAGAUAUAUUGCAGAGAAACAACAUGAGCAAGAAAUGAGCCUACUAUAGCAUCCUACAAACCUGGGUAGUGGGGUUUUCAGUUGAAGAUUCCUCCUAUAUUAUACAUACCUACGCCUUAAACAAUCAGUCAUCAUAUUCGAGCAUUGUUGAACAACUUUGAAGCAGUAAACAUCGAUUUAUGGUUACAUCAAUUUCCUUACAUGUUUUCUUGAAAUCUGAUUGAUUAUAUGACACAUCUUUUGCUCAUAUAAACUUUUGUUUGUUGUUACUGGAAAUGUUUAGCUGCCUUCUCUAGAGUAUUCUGUUUUACAUGUUAUGGACGCAAGAGUUUGAGUGUCACUAGAGAUUCAAUGAU